Oncorhynchus nerka (sockeye salmon) is the source of this 869-nucleotide messenger RNA. Its product is annotated as histone H1-like. Gene Ontology annotation, biological process: negative regulation of DNA recombination; chromosome condensation; nucleosome assembly. The record is from RefSeq and is a predicted model, not a curated record. Lineage: Eukaryota; Metazoa; Chordata; Actinopteri; Salmoniformes; Salmonidae. Gene Ontology annotation, molecular function: double-stranded DNA binding; structural constituent of chromatin; nucleosomal DNA binding. Gene Ontology annotation, cellular component: nucleus; nucleosome. Bases 144 to 869 code for a protein of 241 amino acids. The transcript is spliced from 2 exons.
UGGUUCUCAUGUCGCGUUUAAGGCCAGCCCCCUGCACCGUGUGGAGCUUCAAUAGCACAGAGCAGCGUCUACAGCAAAGUACUCCUCCUCACAGACUACCGUAGUGUUGUAAGUGUGUGUGUUUACCGGACCGAACGACAGACAUGGCAGAAGUCGCACCAGCACCCGCCGCCGCCGCGCCGGCCAAGGCCCCCAAGAAGAAGGCAGCAGCCAAGCCCAAGAAAGCGGGACCCAGCGUAGGCGAGCUCAUCGUCAAGGCGGUGUCCGCCUCCAAGGAGAGGAGCGGCGUGUCCCUGGCCGCGCUCAAGAAGUCUCUGGCGGCAGGCGGCUACGACGUGGAGAAGAACAACUCCCGUGUCAAGAUCGCCGUCAAGAGCCUCGUCACCAAGGGCACCCUGGUCCAGACCAAGGGCACCGGUGCCUCCGGCUCCUUCAAGCUCAACAAGAAGGCCGUCGAGGCAAAGAAGCCCGCUAAGAAAGCCGCAGCCCCCAAAGCUAAGAAGGUGGCCGCCAAGAAGCCCGCCGCCGCCAAGAAGCCCAAGAAGGUAGCAGCCAAGAAGGCCGUGGCCGCAAAGAAGUCCCCCAAGAAGGCCAAGAAGCCCGCUACACCCAAAAAGGCCGCCAAGAGCCCAAAGAAGGUGAAGAAGCCCGCCGCAGCGGCCAAGAAAGCGGCCAAGAGCCCCAAGAAGGCUACCAAGAAGGCUCUCCACUGGCUUCCAGUUGAAGCUCGCAUCCGCUACAAGACCAUGGUGCUUGCCUACGGAGCUGUACGUGGUUGCAAAGGGCAUCAGUAUCUUUUAACAGCGCAAUUUGCCAAGGCAGGAUACUCUGAGCACAGCCCAAUCCAGAAAUCUGGCAGUGGCUUCUGA